Molecule: messenger RNA, 4409 nt
Organism: Cylas formicarius (sweet potato weevil)
Lineage: Eukaryota; Metazoa; Arthropoda; Insecta; Coleoptera; Brentidae
Product: facilitated trehalose transporter Tret1-2 homolog
Exons: 2
Coding region: 308-1726 (472 amino acids)
Biological process (GO): transmembrane transport
Cellular component (GO): membrane
Molecular function (GO): transmembrane transporter activity
Source: RefSeq, a predicted model, not a curated record
CCGGUUGUUUAAAUUCAAUCGGUUUCCUUUUAUGAUCAGCUUUUACAUUAGCCAUGCAACGACUAAUGCGGAGAGAGUAAACAACACGCAGAAAUUUUACGUUUCCAGUAAUUACGGUAGGAUAAAAUUGCUGGUGGUAUAUUUCUUGAGUCACCGUAUAAACUGGGUUUACAUCGAUGCAAAUUUCUAGUUUAACGCCAAUAUAUUGACGUGAAACGGGCAGGUAUUUUUCAGAACGCGUCGAGAUUUUCUUGUGACUGUCGGUCCUGUUUUUGUGACUCGGUGUCGGUGCACAAAGUUAAAGACAAUGUUUGCCAAGGGGAUUGAAUUCGGGCAUCUGCUACCGCAAAUCGUGGCUACAAUAUUGGGGACGUUGAUGGCAAUAUCUGACGGGAUGACGUACGGAUGGACCUCGCCGAUGAUCCCAUACUUCACGGGAAACGACACGCACAUUAAAAUGACGAUGCACGAAGCGGAAAUGAUGGAAACGGUUAAUCUGUUGGGGGCAUUUGCCGGAUUACCGACCACGAUAUUAGCCGUGGACAAAAUUGGACGCAAGAAAUCGAUGCUGGUCGCGUCGUUCGCCGGUUGCCUUUGCUGGAUAGCGAUCAUUUUUGCUCCCAACAAGGAAAUUCUCUACGUAGCCAGAUUUAUAUCGGGCAUGGCGGGUGACAUGUGUUUCGUCGCAGCUCCGAUGUACAUAGCGGAAAUAGCCGACCACAGAAUACGAGGUUUCCUGUCAUCCCUCAUCUACCUGAUGAUGUUGGUGGGGAUUCUGUUGGUGUACGUUACUGGCGCGUUUACCGCCUAUUACGUCCCACCCAUUAUCGGAAUCGUGCUGACUUCAAUUCAAUGCGUGUGUUUUCCGUUUAUGCCAGAGUCACCGUACUAUCUGGUGUGCACGAAUCAAAUAGAAAAAGCUGAAAAGGCGUUGAAGAGGCUGCGAGGCGAUUCCAAUACAACUAAGGAGAUGGAAGACAUCCAGAAAGCGGUUGAAAGGCAGAAGACGGAAAAGGGAAGACCGAAGGACCUCGUUCUCAUACCGAGCAAUCGAAAAGCGAUCAUUAUCAUGACAAUUUUGAACGGAAUACAGCAUUUUGCUGGUAUCAGCGUCAUGGUUAUGAACCUGCACAUAAUCCUGGCCGAAGCCGGAUCCGUUUAUAUCGAACCCAGAGUUGCGGCCGUUAUUUUCGCCGGUAUAAUGCUGAUUGGUGCCAGCACGUCGUCCUGUUUGAUAGAUAAACUCGGAAGGAAGGUGCUAUUGAUUCUUUCCAGCGUCCUGACCGGCAUUACGCUCGGAAUUAUGACUGCAUUUUUCCACCUCAAGAAUGCCGGUUACGACGUCUUAUACGUCAGCUGGAUUCCUGCAGCAUGUUGCAUGACGUACGCCCUCACGUUCAAGUCUGGACUGGGAUUGGUCCCGAUCGUCAUAACAGCGGAAAUAUUUCCGACCACGAUCAAAGCCAUAGGGAUGACAAUAGCAGACGCAGUCUACGUGCUAAUGGCGGUGGUGUCGAUUCAAAUUUAUUCGGUUUUAUUUAACAAAUUUGGGAUCCACGUACCGUUCUACAUAUUCACCGUUUGUUGCUUGUCGAUGGCCUUCUUCACGGCGCUAUUCAUACCGGAAACGAAAGGCAAAACAUUAGAUGAAAUUCAACUGAAGCUGAAGGGACUGAAAGUAACGCCGAAAAGUGAGCAGGCGGAAAAUGGUAUUCCUAUGACGUAGUGCGCCGAGUUAUUUUGCCGGUCGCGUGGAUUUGAUUAUUAUGAGCAAAGACUUAGAUCCUGGAUCGUUCUAAUGGAAAUAGGGAACGUUCCUUUUUUUUGUAGAAAAAAAUCCCGAUAUUUUCAGCCUGUGAUACUAGUGAUAAGGUAGUUUUAUAUAAGUUUUAAUAUUGACUAUUUCAUGGAGAUUAAAUGCUGCAAUUCUUGGAUAUUUGUAUGAAUGGUGUGGUGUAUAAAAUUUGUAGUUUAAUAUAUUAUAUCUUAAUAUAAGCUCUUGCCUAUUAUUUGUUCUGCGAUUAAUGUCCCUAUUGCUGUUAUUUACCACUUUAUAUGUGCACAAUAAUUUUAAUUCUAAGGUUACCAGGAUUAUAUAGUAGACUACACUGUUCACCGCGACGGAGUCCGGUGCAAGCGAUAGGUUGCUCCGCUUGGACGCCAACAUUGUACAUGGGUUGAAACUCACACUACAAAUAUGGAAAUUCUUCUGGUUUCGUUAUGUUGAUGAUACUUUCGUCAUCUGGAGUGGAACCAAUAGACAGCUAGCUGUCAAUCAUAUUAACUGUUUGCGACCGUCCAAUAAAUUUACUGCUGAGAAAGAGAAGAACGGCUAUCUAUUGAUUAUAGAUGUCCUAGUAAGUAAAAAUAAUGGCUCUAUCGGCAUCUCUGUAUAUAGAAAACCAACCUACACACAGCGAAGAGUAUUUAAAUUUUCAAUCUAUUUAUUCUGAAUCACAAUAUUCAAUGACGAAGCCUCACUCGGUGUAGAAUUAAUAAGAAUUAAACAGGAUUUGGCUCUUCAUAGAGAAAAAGUGUAUCUACCAAGUACCCUGUGAAUGUGGAGGGUCAUAUAUCGGAGAAACACAAAUACCUUGAAAAGUUAAAAUUGAAGAACAUAGGACGUACACACUGAGGGGUGAAAUCCAAAUAUUAGGAAUAUGUAUGGGGAAAAAUAUGACAAUAAUUGGCCGGAAGGUCUGGUUGUUCACAAGGAACCGCAAUUGGAAAAAGCACAAGUUUAUGGAAACUAAACAAUAGAAAUGUCUUCAGCAUUCUAAGCUUUGCAACACCUACAUUGCUGCAACCAAUAUAACAGGAAUCUACAAUGGUGUAAAUAAGAACUAUUUCUAAAUAUAACAUUGUCUUAUGUGAAUAAGAACUAAUUUUAAAUAUUGUUUUAUCAGUUUUUAUUUUUCCAUCUUAUUCAUUUUCAAAACACAAACCGAAUGAAUUUAUUCUUUUGCUUGUAUUUUAGUGCCUUUGUGUUUUUAGUAUUCAGAAAAUUCUGAGAAAUUUUUCUUAUUAUCUGCGUUUCCCAGUCCACUAUAAAACAUUAGAUACUUAUUAAUGAGCUAUUUGAAAUUUACUCUCCGAAAAUUCUUUUUUUCAUCAAUGCACGAGUUAUAACAGUUGUAAUACGAAGUUACGAUUUACUUAAUUGUUUUCAAAUCUUUUAAACUUGUUUAAACAUAGUUCAAAGCAAAACAAACUAUUCCCAAUUUCUAAUUUUAUCUUUCAACGCUAAAUUGCCUGCCCAACUUGUGUUUUUUUUUUGUUGAACAAAACCCAUUCCACACUUUUCAGCUAUGGUGCGGACGGGACUCCUUUUGGCAUUUUGUUUGUUUGAAACAAUGGGAUUUGUUUUCCACAAGAUCAAAAAAUUUGCUGGCAUUCAUGUUCUUAAAACACUAUUUUAUAGCUAUGACGGCGAUGUCGAUCCAAAUUUACUGAAAACAUCAAUCCGUAACGAAAAUUUUCCAUUUCCUCCACUUUUCUUUUUGAAAACUAACCCAACUGCGAUUUUUGCCUAAUCACCACAGGUUAAAAGCUACAAAAAUCAACUGUUUUUUCACAGACUAGAUAAUUAUCAACUAAUACUACUUCCCAAUUAUGUACUAGGUAAUUAAAUUUUAUGGGCAAACAAAAUAAUAUAAAAUAAAUAAUACUUCAACAUAAUUUUAGUAAGUAGCAAUAUUUUUUCGCGGCAUCUUUGUGGCUAAUUAUGGUUGUUAUUUGGCAAAUAUUUUUGUGACACUUUAUUCAUGACGUUUUAAAUUCAUUUGAUUUAAGGCCAUUAUCAUUUCGAUUUAGAACAAAAAGCACACUAGGCGAAUAUUUCGGUAUAUUUAGAUCAUCCUGCGCAUCCACAAAUUUGUUGAUACUAGAAUAUUUAACUGUUUUCUGUUAUUAAGUGCUAUUCUCGAAUGAAACUCACAAGUGACUACAUUAUUUCAAUUAUCUACUAUCCAGUCCAUCAUAACUUCAUUUUUAAAAGAAAUUAAUGCAAAAUUCAUCAAUGUAAUUUAAUUUUUACAAUGUAGGUGAUGUUACGACUUCAAACGAACAAUGUAAUUACGACAGCGUAGAAAUAAUUUUUGUUUAAUUAGUUUGAACAAUAUUAUUAUACGUUUACACCUGUUUAUAGUGAGGAAACUCGAUAGACAAUGGUAAGAUUUAGAUAAGCAUUUCAAAAUUGAAUUCAGCUUUAUAAAUUGUAUAUAUCACAUCCUUGUUUGUGUUUAUAGAAUCAAAUAUAGUAAAAUGUUACAGAUUGUACAUGGUGGCCCAUUUAACAGGGGCCUAUACCUUAUCUCAAAACCUACGAGGGUUAUAAAAAAAAAAUAAAUACAAAAGUUGUUUCUAUUAAAAUAAACUUUUUUUUUAUUUUCCUAAUUGUCACUUUUUUA